This is a messenger RNA of Pocillopora meandrina, 1894 nucleotides long. The record is from the annotation of a GenBank genome assembly. Lineage: Eukaryota; Metazoa; Cnidaria; Anthozoa; Scleractinia; Pocilloporidae.
AAUCCUUGCGAAGGAACUUACAAGUUUUUGAAUGAAAGUGAUCGUUCAAGGCAAACAAAUUUAAAUAAGUGUGAUGCCACUGACUUAGACGGAAAGUGGGGCUGGUUCCGAGUUUCUGGAGAAGCAGGGAAUGCCCUGGCGUCCAGUCUCCCUCCCUGGGGUACUUGUAAUGCAGGCUCUCGAGCUUACCUUGUAGAUGAUCAUCCGUCAUACGCCGUCGGCGAACUUAACCUUACGCUCUGUGUGGCUACAGAAAAUAACAAUUGCUUUUCUAGAAAGAGCCUUGCUGUAAUGAACUGCGGCGAAUUCUAUUUAUACGAUCUGUUUAUGAUAAGGAGCUGCGGCAGCAAAAGAUGGCGUUACUGUACAAAUGGUAUUGGUAAGUUGUGCUGCCCUGUGUACUGGGUGAGAUAGAAUUUAGUUUAGCUAACACGCUUUAGUAACAGAUUUAAAUUUUUGGUAUUUGUAUAUUCCUUUCUCAUUUUCAAUUCUUCCUCUUCGGCUUGCUGUUUUGCUCACUUUUUUGACUAAGUCGUCCAGAAAGUUCUUGCUUGUGUCAUCCCGCUUACUACGCAUGGUUCAAGUUUCAUGACGUUUCACGAAGUGUUAUUGCUAUACACACCACGAAGCUACAGCUAGUUGAUACCUUUUUUACGGCUUUUAAAGUUUACAUUGUUCGUUUGAAUAUGCUGGAAUUGCUUCAUCUUUAAGGAUUCCUGCACCUUACAAUUUGUGGAGAGAAAGGACACUUGAUAAACCGCUUUUUCUUUCUGUUUUGUUUUUGGUUUGUUUUUUCUUUGAGACGUGGGGACUUAUUUGUAUCGGUGCUUGAACGACCUUGUUUCAGUCAUAAACGGCAAAAAUAAUAACCAGUUAAUCAUAACUGUCUCACGAUGUAAACUGGACACAGUUCAUGAACUUUCUUGCGGCCAUUUCUGGUCGACGAUUAUUUGCCCUAACGUGAAGCGAAAAUGAUAUGUUUCGCUAGGCUUUUACGAGAUAUCUCUAUGGGAAAAAAUGUACAUUUCGCCAUAGGUUUGGGACUUAUCUAGUUAUGUAUCGUUCCCAUUGAAAUAUAGUCCAAACUACGUUAAUAAUUCGCGAUGAUUUGCCCGUUGUUGUAUGUCUUUCAGAGAUGCUUGCAAGAAAUUGUCGAGCUUAGGAAAUCGCAUACAAUCACAACUUGAAAAAAGAAAAAAAAAUCAUCUUCUUUUUCAGCGGACGAUAAAUGCUCUUGGGAUAAAUGUCCGAACGGGAAACUGUGCGUUUUGAAGAAUAAUGGAAUGCAAUCUGAAUGUGUGGAUGGUAAAAUCUAUGACUACUUCGACUCAAAUUAAGUCCAUCAUGUUAUAUAUAUGUGUUAUUAAUUGAGCGUGAGGGUACUAUGGCUAUAUUAGCCGAGUUCUGUUAUAUUUUUGAAAGGGGAGAUUCUGUCAUUCAUUAAAAGCUGCGACUUAUUUUUCUUGAUCCAACCCGACGUGGUGCACUGAUUGGGUAACGAUAGAGACCUCUUUCAAAUUUAAAGCAACAUUUGGGUUUGUCAUGUUUAUGACAGUUAGUUCUAAAUUUUUGUUAGAUAGUUACAUCACAAGUCUAACUUAGUAUUAGAGUAAUGUUCUGUGGAAUUAGAGUAAUGUUCUGUGGAAUUAGAGUAAUGUUCUGUGGAAUUAGAGUAAUUUUCUGUGGAAUGUUCAAGUUUGUGGACUGUUUCAUCUAGGUAUCACAUUCACUACAAUUGACCUACCCAUUUAUAAUGACUUUAAAAUGUUUUAUUACAGCCCCUCCGCCAGGGCCUCAGCCUCCGAUGAUGCCUCCCUCAGAGGAUCCAUGCUCACCCAAUCCUUGUUCGAAUGGUGGUACCUGCAACAACGACUCCAAUCCUUAUACCUGCAGU